Messenger RNA from Staurois parvus, 284 nucleotides. The record is from the annotation of a GenBank genome assembly. NCBI's taxonomy places the organism in Eukaryota, Metazoa, Chordata, Amphibia, Anura, Ranidae.
AAGCACUCUCCCAAGAAAUAGAACAUUUUUUCUAGCAUUGCACACCAAACUGAGCAUGUGCAGAGUGUCCCUGAGGCUCUGUUCUAUCAGGAGAUGAAAUGGGGAAUAAUCAGAGAAGACAGGAUCAAACAUCCUUUUUACACAAUGCAGAGGAUUACCCCUUAGGUUCCACAGUGAGUGUAGCAAGCAUGCUUUACUGCCAGGGGCAGACUGACAACUCAUGGGGCCCCUGGGUGAUAGGGGGUCAUGGGGCCCCUGUGUCCUUGCCCAAACUCAAAAAGCCA